GCUUGGCGCAUUCGUUGAAAAGCACUCAAGCCAACAUGUUGCGUCUCUGCUCGUUGCUGCUGCUGCUGGCGGCUACACUAGUCAGCUGCGAGGUUAUACACUUCCAAAGCUGCUCGGACGAGUGCUCGAUAGCUCAAGUGCGUGUGGAUCCUUGUCCGCAGGCAGCUCACAAUGCUGCUUGCAAUAUCAGACGCCGUCGUCCCACCACCAUGAGCUUUGACUUUACGCCCAAGUUCAAUGCGGCAACGCUGGAGACUACGCUGGUUUGGGUUAAGAGCGAAACGCAUGAGCUGCCGCUAAUUUCGCUGGAGCGCGACACCUGCAAAACCAUCAGUUGUCCCAUCAAGAGCGGUGAGCAGCAAACUUACACAAUGGAUGUGCCCAUUGAGGCCAAGUUCCCCAUCAGUGGCUACACCAUACGCUGGCGGCUCACAGAUCCCGUUAGCAAGCAGCACUGCUGCUUCCAGCACGACAUUAAGGUGGUGCGUUGAACUAUGUGACAAACUGUUUGGCGCUCUGUGUAAAUAAAAUUGUAUUUUUCGACCUAAAA
This is a messenger RNA of Drosophila busckii, 550 nucleotides long. Its product is annotated as MD-2-related lipid-recognition protein-like. Gene Ontology annotation, biological process: sterol transport. NCBI's taxonomy places the organism in Eukaryota, Metazoa, Arthropoda, Insecta, Diptera, Drosophilidae. The record is from RefSeq and is a predicted model, not a curated record. Gene Ontology annotation, molecular function: sterol binding. The transcript has a single exon. The coding region runs from base 36 to 491 and encodes 151 amino acids.